UUCAUCCGGGCUUCGAUCGACCGCAGCUCCAGAACCGAGUGCUUCUUGAACAGCUCGUGAGCCUCUCGAUCGGCAGCAUCCUGUGCGGGCCGGGUCGGGCUCAUCGUUGGCGCACGCUCCAGUCUCUCGGGGAUGACGAGCAAGGGUACGCUAUGGCAGUGAAUGGGCGAGUGUCGAGGCUGGUGGAUGGGCCACGACGAGUCGACUUUGCCGGGCGGCAGCUUGAAGGGAGAGACAGGCGGCGGGUGUGCAGGCUGUAGCCGUUCGUGCCUUUCAGAGACUGGCGAGCGGGCCCGGCGGUGCUGGAUGCGCUCUUGGGCUGCGAGCUUUCUGUCGCCUUUGGCCAGGAGAUGCUGGCGCAAGAGCAACAAAGUCAAGCAGGAGGGCAGGACUGGCUCGAACCGGCUGUGGCUGUGUCUGUGCGACGCCGCCAACAAGCCCGUGAUCUUGGCCUGGUUGCUGUCUCGCUCUCGGGCGAACGAUCGCAUCGCCAACCCGCAGCUGGCUAUCGAGCGACCCACCGCAAUGGCAGACCACUCCUGCACCGGCCCCGCUCCAUCGUCAGCACCGGCGGCCACGGACCCGCCGCUCGUCUCAUCGGCCCUCUCAGCCGAGUGCUUGGUAUACAGCGAGGCAGCGCCAGCGAGCAAAGUCGACCAAGGCUCCCAGCGAUCCCGGCCACAGUGCUGGAAAUGCCGCGGCAAGGGCGUGAUCCAACAGAAGCUCCUGGGCACCAAACGAAGCAAGACACCGAGGCCACCAGAUUCAGCCGUGGCCGCUGGAGAGCCUGUCCAAAGGAUCGGGACGACACAGCUUCCGAGCCAGGCAGCAUCGGCACCAACAUCGGCGCCAACAUCGGCCUCAGAAUCAAGUACGAUCGAGGCCGUAUGUCGAGUCUGCAGCGGCAAAGGGAUUGUCGAUGCUGCUCCUCCGAACCAGACAGAUUCCAAAUCAGCCCAAGUGCGACCAUUCAAGCGAUCUUGGCCAGAGUCCGUACGCCCAGGCCCCCCAGCCUCGCGGAGCUUGAUGGAUCCUGAAGCUGCACCGCAAGAAGGCGAGAUGCUGUGCUCGUUUGCAGGCCACUGGGGUAUCUACCAGAUCACCAACGGACACCGAUACACCACCGACGAUCUCGCCACCGCUGCCGUUGCAAUGAUGCACAUGAACAGCCUGAGCAAGAAGCAUCCGUUUGCCUUGACCCAUCACAUCGAUCUGGGAUGCGGGCUCGGGAGCGUGCUGAUGUGGAUUGCAUGGAAGUUCCACGACACCCUGGUUCAGAGCCUCGGCAUCGAAGCCCAAUCGAUCCAUGUUCGGCUGGCUUCCCGCUCGCUAUGGCUCAACGGCGUCGAGCACCGGGUUAGUGUUCGGCAUGGGGACCUGGGUGACAUUGCUUUGGCUCCUCGCUCCGGCCCCAUAGCACUGGUUCCCGAGGGGCCCGUCUUCCAGCUGGUGACGGGAACGCCGCCGUACUUUCCGGCAUCGAACGGAGCGCUGCCGAGCAACCAAGGCCGGGGCAUGUGCGCAUUUGAGCUACGGGGCGGAAUCGAGACCUAUGCCCAAGCUGCGGUGAGGGUGCUUGCUCCCGGCCGACUCUCCCGCUUCGUGGUCUGCCAGACGGCGCUGGAAACGGAGCGAACGAUCAAGGCUUUGCAGGCGGCUGGCCUGGUGGUUCUGGAGCGAUGGGACUUUUACGGACGGAUAGGCAAGAUGGCUCCGCUGUUCUGCGUGUUCUGCACUCGAUGGAGGAUGGAGGCCGAUGCCGAGCCGAUGCCGGAUGAAGGAAUUGUCGAGGCUAUUAUUGUACGGGACGAGCAGGGCAAGCACACGGCAGCCUAUGCCGAGAUGAUGCGACUGGUGGGCAAGCCGCCGAUGGAGGGUAACGAGGAGGGUGCUUGAUGCGACUGCGAUGCAAGUCGCUCGCGAGGCUACGAAUACACCAACAGCUUUCGUGAUGCUCGGGGCUUGCUGGUUGUCGUCAUGCUUGUC
This is a messenger RNA of Polychytrium aggregatum, 1986 nucleotides long. RefSeq lists its product as uncharacterized. The coding region runs from base 163 to 1896 and encodes 577 amino acids. The record is from RefSeq and is a predicted model, not a curated record. Lineage: Eukaryota; Fungi; Chytridiomycota; Chytridiomycetes; Polychytriales. The transcript is spliced from 2 exons.